AUGGACAGUGUCGAGAUCAUCCGCAAACAAACCGAAGGCAGAGAGGUCCAGGAGCUUAUCCAGACCUGCUUCGUCUUCGCGACAGAAUUCGGCCAGCGCUCGCUGCUUGUCAUGGACAGCAACCGGAAACAAAUGAACAACCUCAAGCUCACCAAGCUUGCCUUGGACUGGGUUAGCUUCAUCUGCGACGACUGUAUCGCAUCGGAUCGAAAGACGUUCCGCUGGGCGGUCCUGGCUCUGGAGUUUGCCAUGGGAAUGACCAGAGGACGACACAUCCUGGCUCUGGGCGAGGAAGAGUAUGCCAGACUUCGGGCCAAGGUAGCCGGCUGCAUGGCUCUCCUCAUCUCGCACUUUGACAUCAUGGGGGCAAGAUCCAACCUGGCGGCGCAGGCAGAGAAGGAGCGCAUCGAGGCUUUGGUCGGGCAGUUCAAGCGCCUCGAUAAAAAUCGAAUGCUGGACGACCACGAAGCCUCCAAAUAUAUCACGGAGCAACGUUUGGAGGAGCUCGAGAAGGUUGACGAGAUCAGGAGGGCCAAGGAGGCUGAGAGACAAGCGCUGGGUCGCGUGCUCGAAGGCAACAACGAGGUCGACCGAUCCUUGGCCUAUCUCUCAUCCUCGGCCACCAACAUCACGAUGCGCUGGCAACAGGGCCACUUUGUCGGUGGCGGUACUUUUGGCAACGUUUACGCCGCCAUGAACCUGGACUCUGGUCACCUGAUGGCCGUCAAGGAAAUCCGCCUGCAGGAUCCAAAGCUGAUCCCCACCAUUGCCGAGCAGAUCAAGGACGAAAUGGGUGUCUUGGAGGUUCUCGACCAUCCCAACGUCGUCUCCUACUACGGAAUCGAGGUCCACCGCGACAGAGUCUACAUCUUCAUGGAGUUCUGUCAGGGUGGGUCUCUGGCGAACCUGUUGGAGCACGGCCGUAUCGAGGACGAGCAAGUUAUCAUGGUUUACGCGUUGCAGCUGCUUGAGGGUCUUGCCUACCUCCACGAGAGCGGCAUUGCCCACCGCGAUAUUAAACCUGAGAACAUUCUCCUCGACCACAACGGUAUCAUCAAGUAUGUCGACUUUGGUGCCGCCAAGGUCAUCGCCAGACAAGGCAAGACCCUCGUCCAGGAUCUCGCCUCCACCAAGCCAAACAAGUCGAUGACGGGAACGCCAAUGUACAUGUCUCCCGAAGUGAUCAAGGGCGAGAACCCCGGCAGGGCCGGCUCAGUCGACAUUUGGUCGCUGGGUUGCGUCAUUCUCGAAAUGGCAACCGGUCGCCGUCCUUGGGCCAACCUGGACAACGAAUGGGCCAUCAUGUACAACAUCGCGCAGGGCAACCCUCCUCAGAUGCCGUCGACCGACCAGCUCAGCCCUCAGGGUAUCGACUUCUUGAAGAGGUGCUUCACGAGGGACCCCAAGCAACGGGCGUCCGCCGUUGAGCUCCUGCAGCACGAGUGGAUCAUGACGAUUCGCAGCCAGGUCGUGGAGCCGCCCACGCCCAGCGACGCUAGUAGCUCGGCUCAGUCAACACCCAGCUCCAGGAGCAACACCAACGAAGGUUUCUACUAG
This is a messenger RNA of Colletotrichum spaethianum, 1557 nucleotides long. RefSeq names its product MAP kinase kinase kinase wis4. Gene Ontology annotation, biological process: protein phosphorylation. The record is from RefSeq and is a predicted model, not a curated record. The coding region runs from base 1 to 1557 and encodes 518 amino acids. NCBI's taxonomy places the organism in Eukaryota, Fungi, Ascomycota, Sordariomycetes, Glomerellales, Glomerellaceae. The transcript is spliced from 2 exons. Gene Ontology annotation, molecular function: ATP binding; protein kinase activity.